AAUUUGAAACUGGAGCACGAGCAGGAGAAAAACAAGAUCUUGUCAGAAGCAUUAGAGACGCUUGCUACCGAACACCAUGAACUAGAGCAGUCGCUGGUGAAGGGAUCUCCGCCUCUCAGCAUCAUCAGUGAAGAGCAGUUCUAUGAUGCUGUUUCAGAUUCGGAAUCUGAAAAAUCAUUAAGUGGGUUUGAAACAACAACAGCCUACUCGUUAGAGGACAGCAUGGAGUCAAAAGAUACCGUAACUUCGAGCGUGUCUGAAGAAAAGGUUUGCGACAGUGGGGAGUCGCUGUCUAACGGAAUCAAAAAACACAGAACAAGCUUGCCGUCUCCGAUGUUUUCCAGAAAUGACUUCAGUAUCUGGAGUAUCCUAAGAAAAUGCAUUGGAAUGGAGUUGUCGAAGAUCACAAUGCCGGUUAUAUUCAACGAGCCGCUGAGCUUUCUGCAGCGACUGACGGAGUACAUGGAGCAUACGUACCUCAUCCACAAGGCCAGCUCGCUUUCCAGCACGACUGAGCGAAUGCAGUGCGUCGCUGCAUUUGCUGUGUCUGCCGUAGCCUCGCAGUGGGAACGUACAGGGAAGCCGUUCAACCCGUUGCUUGGAGAGACGUACGAAUUGAUCAGAGAUGAUCUUGGAUUUAGACUUCUGUCGGAGCAAGUUAGCCAUCAUCCACCAAUCAGUGCUUUCUAUGCUGAAGGUUUAAAUAAUGAUUUUGUGUUUCACGGAUCAAUUUAUCCGAAACUGAAAUUCUGGGGCAAGAGUGUGGAAGCGGAACCAAAAGGCACAAUGACUUUGGAACUUCUUGAGCACAACGAAGCCUACACGUGGACAAAUCCUACAUGCUGUGUGCACAACAUUAUUGUGGGCAAGCUUUGGAUUGAGCAGUACGGAAAUGUGGAAAUAACUAACCAUAAAACUGGUGAGAAGUGUGUACUAAGCUUCAAGCCCUGCGGCCUCUUUGGGAAGGAGUUGCACAAAGUUGAAGGCUACAUUCAGGACAAAAGCAAAAAGAAGCUCUGUGCGCUCUAUGGGAAGUGGACCGAGUGUUUGUACAGUGUUGACCCGGCUACGUUCGACGCUUACAAAAAAAAUGACAAGAAAAAUGCCGAAGAGAAGAAGAGCAGUAAACAGAUUGAUUUAGUGAGCAAUGCCGAGGAAUCGGAUGAGAUGCCAUUGCCGGAUUCUGAGAGUGUGUAUGUUAUUCCUGGAAGUAUUUUGCUAUGGAAGAUAACGCCGAGGCCUCCAAAUUCGGCACAGAUGUAUAACUUCACUAGCUUUGCUAUGGCUUUGAACGAGUUGGACAAAGACAUGGAGAGUGUCAUUCCCAAAACUGACUGCCGGCUACGACCAGAUAUCAGAGCCAUGGAAAAUGGAGAAAUAGAUCUAGCCAGUGAAGAAAAGAAGAGGCUAGAAGAAAAACAAAGGACUGCCCGCAAAAACCGUUCCAAGUCAGAGGAAGACUGGAAGACGAGAUGGUUCCACCAAGGCCCCAAUCCCUACACUGGUACGCAGGACUGGCUUUAUUCUGGCAACUACUGGGACAGAAACUACUUCAACUUGCCUGAUAUUUAUUAA
Messenger RNA from Eurypyga helias (sunbittern), 1575 nucleotides. RefSeq names its product oxysterol binding protein-like 1A (gene OSBPL1A). The transcript has 14 exons. Lineage: Eukaryota; Metazoa; Chordata; Aves; Eurypygiformes; Eurypygidae. Bases 223 to 1575 code for a protein of 450 amino acids. Gene Ontology annotation, molecular function: cholesterol binding. The record is from RefSeq and is a predicted model, not a curated record. Gene Ontology annotation, cellular component: cytosol; intracellular membrane-bounded organelle; membrane.